UUGGCAACACUGGCGCAGCGCCCUAUUGACAUUGCAAAACCUAGAGCUGGCCACGCAUUGGAUGAGCCCAGCAGCUGAUGCUGCGCUAGAGACGGCGAAAGAGAGAGACAGAGAGCGAGAGAUUUUGAUCUGCGUGCGCGCUCACUUGGGCAACAGACGAAGUAGGCGAAGACUUAACCAUUUAACCGUAUUAAACCCUUUUCUUCGAGUGUAGCUGCGGCGUGUUUGUGGUAAGUUUUGGGAUAUAUAAACGCGGGCGCAUCUGCUGCUGGCCAUCAUUCAGCGUCUGGUCUUUUGGUCAAAAGCGUCGAAAAGCUAAAAUCCAACAAGCUUUACAAGCGUAGCAACAACAACAACAACAACAACAAUGAAAUUCUUCGUUUUGGCUGUGUGCGCCAUUGCCGCGGUGUCGGCCGAUGUCUCGCACCUGAAUCUGGGCGGCAACAAUGGCUACUCGUACGAUAGGCCAAGUCAGUCGUUUGACAUUGACAUCCGUUCGUCAGCGGGCGCUUCCUACUCGGCGCCAGCUCCGGGUCCAUCGUACUCGGCGCCAGCUCCGGGUCCAUCAUACUCGGCACCAGCUCCGGGUCCAUCGUACUCGGCGCCCGCACCUGCACCUGAGUAUCUGCCACCUGUGCAAAAUUUUCCCGCUCCUGCACCCGCUCCAGUCUACUCGGCACCAGCUCCGGCUCCAGUCUUCUCGGCUCCUGCUCCCGAAUACAGUGCUCCAGCUCCAGUUCAGCCUGCACCCGAGUAUUUGCCCCCUGCUCCUGCUUACUCUGCUCCUGCUCCAGCACCAGUCUUCUCGGCUCCGGCACCCGAAUACAGCGCUCCUGCUCCAGUUCAGCCUGCUCCCGAGUAUCUGCCACCUGUGCAGGACAUUCCCGCUCCAGCGCCCGCUCCAGUCUACUCGGCUCCCGCUCCAGCUCCAGUCUACUCGGCACCCGCUCCAGGUCCUGUCUACUCAGCUCCCGCUCCCGAAUACAGCGCUCCAGCUCCCGCACCUGAGUACCUGCCCCCUGUGCACGACAUUCCCGCUCCAGCACCCGCGCCCGUUUACUCCGCACCCGCUCCCAGCUAUUCAGCCCCUGCACCCGCACCGGUCUACUCCGCCCCAGCACCAGCUCCAGUCUACUCCGCCCCAGGCGGCGAGUCCAAUGGCUACGAGUACAAUGUGCCAGCCAAACGCUUCCGUUUCUAAGUGCAUUCACCAUGCAGCAUCGCCUCAUCUAAGGAGCGCCGUUUGUUAAAUUAACAAGUGGCCUCCGUCUCCCUGUUGUUGAUCAUUUGUUGUUAUUAUUAUGCAAAGUUUCUGUUG
Molecule: messenger RNA, 1318 nt
Organism: Drosophila novamexicana
Lineage: Eukaryota; Metazoa; Arthropoda; Insecta; Diptera; Drosophilidae
Product: extensin
Exons: 2
Coding region: 368-1201 (277 amino acids)
Biological process (GO): positive regulation of transcription by RNA polymerase II
Cellular component (GO): RNA polymerase II transcription regulator complex
Molecular function (GO): transcription coactivator activity
Source: RefSeq, a predicted model, not a curated record